AUGAGCAACUUCAUUAACGUCAUAUCCAUAUUUGGUAGUAACAAAGAUAUUAAAAAUAAUAUCCAUUUAUUAGGAGAAAACAAAUUAGCCUAUAUUCAUGAUAAUAUUGUAUUUAUUAUUAAUAUAGAAAAAAAUGAUAUAUAUUCAUAUGAUAUACAUUCCUCUCCUGUUUAUAUAUUAAGAUAUUCGAACGUAUUAAAUUUGUCUGUAACAUGCAGUUUUAAUAAUUAUAUAGAAGCUAAUUAUAUAUCCAUAUGGGAUACUAGCCAAUAUAAAGAACAAGAUCAUAUAGAAAUAAAAAACAUCAUAAAUUAUGAUUGUCCUUAUCAUUUAUUUAAUCAUUGUGACAAAAAGAUAGACACUCAACACAAUGAAAAGAAAUAUAACUACAUAUUAGAUAUAAAGUUUGUCGAUGAAUUAAAAUGUUUAUUAAUAUUAACGGAUGAUACAUACAAAUCGAUGAGCUUAUGGUCCCUGUCUAAUACAAUAAAGCCUUACUUAUGCAUACAAACAAAUAAAAGUCAGCUUACCAAUUUAUUUAUAAUUUUUAAUUAUAAUAAUUAUAAAACCAAAAACGAAUUACUUAUCAACAAAAAUAUACAUCUUGAAGAACAAUUAGAAGAUCUAACAAUUAUAACAUACAGUUCUUCGGAAUUUUAUAUAUGGUCCUUUUCUUAUUACUUAGAAUUGCGUAUAAAUUAUUUUCAUCCUAUAUAUGAUAAUAUAUGUCCCUGUUAUAUGAUCACAUGUAUUUGUCAUAUAUGCGAUGAUUUGUUCUAUAUAUCAACAAGUAAUGGUAAAAUUUAUUUGUUUGAUAAAUAUAUUGUAAUAAGAUAUUACGACAUGUUCAAGUAUUGCAUCUCAUUAGUAUCCCUUUUGAACAAUCAACUUAUUUGUGUCUUAGAAAAUGGAUAUAUUUAUAAAAUAAAUAAGAAAGAUCAAAAUAUUUUUUCUUAUAAAUUGAAUAUAAAUACAUUAAUUCAAUAUUAUUAUAAUGCAAAAUUUAAUGUUAACAUAAAUACCAUUAGUGAGCAAAAUGUUGUUCACUCAGAAUUUUUUCUUGACACUUUAUUAGUCCUUACAAAUAAUUAUAUUAUUUUAAUUAACCUACGUAGCGACGAGAUAAUAAUACUAUACGAGUUAAUUGAAGGAGAUAUUUAUAUGUCAACAUUUCUCUAUACAAAUGAUAAGUAUGUUGUCUGUGUGUCUGCAUUCAUUGAGGGAGGAGAAAAAAGCUUAAUUAAAAUGUUCAAUCUUGAUAACACACUAAGAAACAUACCUUUAGUUGUAAAAGGAAAAUUAAAUUGUAUAACUUCAAAUCAUUUCAAAGUAGAACAAUACAUAAAAAAGAAUCCUCUCAAUUUAAAAAACUCAUGUGAACAUGUAUUGAAAUGUAAUUUAAGAAAUAAUAAAAUAAAAACUAUUUAUAUAUUGUCUAUAAAGAAUCAGAUUGUCUUUUAUGAGGAGGCUGAAUUUAUGCUACAUCCAUUUUAUUUUAUAUCAUAUUCACAAGAUAGAUUUGUGACUUGUCUACUCUUUUGUAGUGAUAAUAAAUAUUUAUUUUGCGGAUUCAACGAUGGCUCCAUAUAUAUUUACAUAAUUUAUCAAUAUAAUAAUCACUGUUUUUAUAGCGAUCAUAAUAUUAACAACCUUCAAUUUAAAGAUAUGAAUAAAAAUUAUUGCAUAGCCUUAUAUAAAAUAUUCAGGAAAAGCAUAGAACCAAUUGAUAAGAUAAAAUUAUUGGAUAUCCAUUUGUUUAUUUUAUUGGUUAGCUCUAAUAAGAAAGUGUAUUUAUAUAAUGUCCUCGAGAAUAAAAUUUUUCAUAUAGAUAAUAAUACAAAAUUAUAUGAUUUAUCAUAUUUUCAAUUAUAUAAUUUGGAUGAUAAAGAACAUAUUGAUUUUAUAAUGGAUAUUCUCAAAAAGAAUAUUGAAGAAUAUUUUGCCUUACAAAAUAAUAAAAGUAAUGAUAAAAACAAAUCAUCUGAAUAUAUCCAUCUAAUCAACAUUUUAAAUAAUAUAUAUUAUAUUUAUAAAAUUAUAUAUAUUAAUAAAUCUCAAAUAUGUGAUAAUAUUAUAUGUGAAGAUAUACUCACAAAGGAUAUAACAUAUAUUAAUGAAGAGAAAAAAAAAAAAAAAAAUUCUCAUUUUAUAACACCUAAAUAUAUUAUAUAUAUAUUUAACAAGGUUAUAUGUAUUAUUAAUGAUAUGGUUUUUGAAUUAAUAAAAAAAUUAAAAGAAAAUAAUCAUUGUAGUGAGGUUAAACAAAAAAUAUAUGAAGACAACAAUUUUAAAACAUCAUAUGAAAAAAUGUGUAUCAAUGUGGACCACGUAGUAACAAAAAAUAAAUAUUCAAAUAAAAAAAAUAAUAAUAAUAAUUAUAGUAAUAACUAUAAUGAUAUAUACAAACUUGCAAAUAAUCAAAAUAAAAAAGACUACAUAUCUUAUGUAUAUGAAAAGAAUAAAUUUAAAAGAACUUCUAUUUUUUAUAAUGAUAUAUUUUAUAGCGAAAUAAAUUAUUCUGGACAUAUUUUAUUAUGCUCCUUUAAAAAUAUAAUACUUAUAUAUUCAUUGAAAAAAAAAAAUUUAUAUUAUCCUUUUCAAUAUAAUAAUAUAUCUACAAGUAAUAUAAUAAAAUGGAAAUAUGAAUCAUUUCCACUUAUUACAUAUAAAAGUAAUUAUCUUAUGAAUGAAGAAAAAUAUAAACAUAUUGAUUUUAUUAUUCAUGUAAGGGAUACAAAAAAAGAGACACCAACAAAUAUAAACUCACAAACAUUUAAUAACAUGCAUACUUUUAAAGACAAUCAAGAAAAUAUCGAUUUAAAAGAAAAUAAAAAUAUAAAAUCUAUUAAUAAUAAGAAUAAUUAUAUGUCUAUUGCUAAAAAGAAUGAAAGUGAUAUAGGAAAGGUUUUUUUUAUAUAUAAUGAUUAUUUAAACAUUUAUUAUUUUAAAAAUAAAAUAUGUAUAAAUCCACAAAUAAAAAAAACACAUCUACAGAAUAUAUCCAACAGUAAUAAGAUGAUCAGUGUAUUAACUCCUCUUUAUUCAUUUAAUUCUAGUAAUGCAAAAAAAAAUAAGUAUAAAAUAAAAGUGCCAUAUGCAAUAGAUUAUAUAAACGAAAAGGAUGUUGAUGAGAACAAAAAUAUAAAUAAAAAUAAUAUUAUUCAUAAUAAUAAUAAAAUUAAGAAACAAGUGUGUAGAUCUCAAUAUGUGGGAAAUGAUAUAAAUAUAAUAAAUAAAAAUAGUUCAAAUGAUAAUACAUUCUACUACACAAUAGUGUCUUCUAAUUGGUCUUAUGAUAUAUUUGUAUAUAUAAAAGGUGGUUGUAUUAAUAAAAUUGAGAGAACCCACAGAAGCUCCUUAAAAUUUAUAUGCAGCACAAUAGAUGAAGAUAAUAUACUGGAAAUAAGUAUACCAGAAAAAGUAGAUAUUUCUUACCAAACAAUUAUUGUUCAAAUAAAUUCUUUUCAUAAUAUAUGCUACUUAUCUAUUCCAAUGAUAGAUAAUAGAUAA
Plasmodium adleri (nom. inval.) is the source of this 3510-nucleotide messenger RNA. RefSeq lists its product as hypothetical. The coding region runs from base 1 to 3510 and encodes 1169 amino acids. The transcript is spliced from 10 exons. Lineage: Eukaryota; Apicomplexa; Aconoidasida; Haemosporida; Plasmodiidae. Gene Ontology annotation, molecular function: protein binding. The record is from RefSeq and is a predicted model, not a curated record.